Labrus bergylta (ballan wrasse) is the source of this 2224-nucleotide messenger RNA. NCBI's taxonomy places the organism in Eukaryota, Metazoa, Chordata, Actinopteri, Labriformes, Labridae. The record is from RefSeq and is a predicted model, not a curated record.
AUGUUUCUGUUUCCUGUUACUGCAGAGACGAGUCUUCAGGAGCAACUACUUCCUGUUUGUGUCCUGGACCUGCAACACACACAACUACUGGCCUCCAGGGGGGCGGAGCUCUUCCAGGCGUCCACAGUGAAAGCUGUCAGGGCCAGACUCGAGGAUGAGAAGACGUCCAUGGAUCUGCUGAAGAGACAGAUGGAGAGGAUUAAAUCUCGACAGCAGAAGUUCCGCAGAGGAAAAGAGAAGAUGUUGAGUUUGACCCAAGAAGGCUUCCGUACUGAUGGUCAAGAGAAUAAGAAGAAGGGACAGAGACAGAAGGAGUGGUGGAGGCCCUGGGUAAACCACGCCUCAAUGGUAAGGAGUGGGGAUUAUUACCUGUUUGAGACUGACAGUGAGGAGGAGGAGGAGGAGGAGGAGAAAAAAGGGGAGGAGCCACCUGAGAAAUCAGCCUUCCAGUUUGUCUAUCACGCCUGGAUUACAGACUCCAGAACAGCUAUGAGAGCGCGCAUAAACCAAAAAAAACUGAGGAAGAAGACUUCCUGUGAACCAAGGAGCAGGAAGGAGGAGCCCCGAGGAGCUGCUGGACUCAUAGAGGUCACAGAGGAGAACGAGGAGGAGGAGCAAGAGGAGGAAGAGGAGGAACCAGACACCGUGCUGCGUCGGUUCUCCAACACGCUGAGGUUCUGUUGGGUUCUGCUGUCGGCUCUCCUGGACUCUCUGACCACCUGGCUCAGCGGUCUGUGUCAGGAACACAUUGACAUCUCAGCUGUUCUCCGCAUAGAGCGCUGCAUGCUAAUGCAGCAGGCUAAGCAGGGUCUCGUUCCCAGCAGAGACGCCAUCCACCUCUACUACCAAGAACAGAUGAUACACACCUCCACAGAGUCUGGUCUGGACUCCAUUACCCAUGAGGCUGCAGGGGAAAACUCAGCAGGAAGAGAGGCAGAGGAAGGGGAGGGAGGAGUGAGUCCUGAUACAGACAAAGAAAUGAAACCAGGAGAGAAUCCUGAAUCUGAAUCAGCAUCAGGAGGAGGUCCAAAACCAGAACUAGAGUCAGGAAUAGACGGUCCAGGUGAAACUACACCUGAAACCAAACCUGAACCUGAAUCGGAAUCAGGACCAGGACCAGGACCAGAACCAGAACCAGAACCAGAACCAGCACCAGAAACAAGAGCGGAUGACCCAGAAAACGAAACAGCAGAGGACCCAUUGUCAGGAGUUAGAGUAGAGAGGUCAGAGAGUUUAGAGGGCAACCCACCUGUUCAAGGUGAAGGUUACCCAGAAUGCCUUGUGACUAACCGAUGGCGACCCAAACUGUGCAGGAUGGAUAGAGUCAAAUGUUCAUGGUCCUCUUCAGAAGGAGAGACGAUGAGUCGGACCCACAGCACUGAAGAUUCAGGUCAGCCACUUCCUGUUGACUCUCAGCGGACUCGAACCUUCAUCGGUAACUCCCCCCUCUCCUCUCCAACCUCCCUCCCCUUUCUCCCCCUCCCCCCAUCUUACAGUCUCAGUCUGGAACUGCAGGAGGAGGAGCAUGGGAGGAGGAGUGGGGAGAGGUGUGACUUCCUGUCUGACUCUCACACUCAGGAACUGACAGCCAGUGAGCUGCUGAGGAACAGGACAUUCUACGCUGACCAUCUGGAGGUGUCAGACCGUUUCUAUGGAAACCAACACCAGCUGCUCCAGCUGGCCUACGCCCUCUACAACAUCUUGGCUGCCAGGUCAGAAACGGUGUGUUACCUCGUCAUCGUGCUGAACCACAUGGUGUCCGCCAGCUGCCUGACACUUGUACUUCCUGUGCUUGUGUUCCUCUGGGCCACGCUGUCCGUCCCUCGGCCCAGUAAGACCUUCUGGAUGACUGCUAUCAUCUACACCGAGGUCACCAUCGUCAUCAAGUACUUCUUCCAGUUCGGUUUCUUUCCCUUCAACCAGAAACUGGAGCUGGACCGCUCCAAACCCUUCCACCCACCCAACAUCCUGGGCGUGGAGAAGAAGGAGGGCUACGUCCUGUACGACCUGCUGCAGCUGCUCACCCUCUUCUAUCACCGUGCCAUCCUCAAGUGCCACGGCCUUUGGGACCAGACUGUUUCUACAGAGCCAGACUAUCUCCAUCACCAUGACAACCAAGCCACCUCAGGCCACAGUGCAACCUCUUUUGACCCCACCCACACUUUGCGACAGCGAGGCAGACAACAGACGCUAUCUAGCUCCGCCCAGCUGCGCUCUUCUGCAG